AUUGGGGGGCUCAUCUGUCCGGGGACGGGAUCUUCAGUUGUGGAAGACUCUCUGGUAGUGGGUAAGUUGAGGUACACGUGUCCACCAGGACAGAGACUCAACUCCGACUACCUCCUCUGCUUGAGCUGCGAGCGAGGGCACUUCUCCUCUGAGACUGAGCGUUCUCGGAUUGUAAAUGGAGUCAGUUUCAGUGAGAGUGUUCCAGUGUGUGAGAGAUGUCCACUCGACACUUAUGCCGAUGCUCUCGGGAGCACCACCUGCAGCCAGUGUCCCAAGUACCACACUACCUCAUUACCUGGAGCUUCUUCAGUCAAUGACUGUCUGCCCCAGCAACUGGUGCUGGAGUGUGAGGCUAGGACCACCAGUGGCACAUUGACAUUGACUGCAAGACCAACAGACCUCCUCAGACCACCCUCUGCUCCUUCAAUGGUGGACUCAAAACACCAGUAUGACGAGGGAUUCCAAGCAGAGGCAACUGUCCCUUACUUCCUUGAAGAAGACUCCAAACCCACUGCCUCAGCAGCAGUUCCUCCACUGGUGGUGGCGUUCAUCGAGGACUCUCCUCUUGUCCAAGGAGACUCUGUAGAGGCCCACAUCCUUCUCUCACGACCUGUCCAGUCUCUGGUAGCUAGUGAUGAGUUGUGGUGUUCCGACUGCAGGCUCCAGUCCAGUGGUGAUGAGUGGGUUGAGUUCUGGGAGACAUGUCCUGAAGGUGGUACCCACUGA
This is a messenger RNA of Geodia barretti, 726 nucleotides long. The record is from the annotation of a GenBank genome assembly. Lineage: Eukaryota; Metazoa; Porifera; Demospongiae; Tetractinellida; Geodiidae.